This is a messenger RNA of Hemibagrus wyckioides, 5941 nucleotides long. It is a transcript of the gene mmp14b, whose product is annotated as matrix metallopeptidase 14b (membrane-inserted). Gene Ontology annotation, molecular function: zinc ion binding; metalloendopeptidase activity. Gene Ontology annotation, cellular component: extracellular matrix. Gene Ontology annotation, biological process: skeletal system development; zymogen activation; extracellular matrix organization. NCBI's taxonomy places the organism in Eukaryota, Metazoa, Chordata, Actinopteri, Siluriformes, Bagridae. The record is from RefSeq and is a predicted model, not a curated record. Bases 357 to 2174 code for a protein of 605 amino acids. The transcript has 10 exons.
ACUCAUCGAGCGACCACGUCAACAGCUGAGAGAAAAUGGCUGCAGAGACUAGCAUCAUUUGCACAUGACUAAGAUGACGGUUUGAAGUUUGAAGAAACAAAUUAGAUGAAAGAAAAAAAGCGGUGGUUCAUUGAUAUCGUCUUUCAUUUUGCCUUUUAAUAUUCCAAAGAUAUUAAAAGCAGAUCUAAGCCAUAUGGAUAUAGUUAAUUAAAAAAAUCCAUAUUUGCCGUUUUUUUAUUCGGGUAUUUAAAGAAUUUCCCUGAUCGGCAUUUGUUUUUCACAAGGCGAUGUUUUAGGCGGUUAGAAAAAAGCAGUAAAAAGAGUUUCUGGAUCUGUUUAAAGAUACGCUGCGAACAAUGGCGAGUUGGCCCGAUACACUCCUGAUGCUUUUAUUUGCAUUCUGGCUGUGUGUUCGAGGUGGGAUGGCAAAGGGAGACGUAAACGCGGAGGCAUGGCUCCAACAGUAUGGGUACCUUCCUCCAGGUGAUCUCCAUAUACAAGCACCCCGUUCAGCUCAAUCCAUUUCUUCUGCUGUUUCUGCAAUGCAAAGAUUCUAUGGCUUAACUGUAACAGGAAACUUGGACUCUGACACACUGAAAGCAAUGAGGAGGCCUCGCUGUGGUGUUCCAGAUAAGUUUGGAGCAGAGCUUAAGAGCAACUUAAGAAAGAAAAGAUAUGCUAUCCAGGGACUGAAAUGGAAAAAGAAGAAGAUCACAUUCUGCAUACAGAACUACACUCCUAAGAUUGGGGAGUACGAGACCUAUGAGGCGAUCAGAAAAGCUUUCAAAGUGUGGGAGAGUGUCACCCCUUUACGAUUUCAAGAGAUCCCUUACAGUUACAUUAGGGACAAGACGACUGACUUUGCAGACAUUAUGAUCUUCUUUGCUGAGGGUUUUCAUGAUGAUGCAAGUCCAUUUGAUGGUGAAGGUGGAUUCUUAGCACAUGCCUACUUUCCUGGAAAUGGCAUAGGAGGAGACACACACUUUGAUGCUGCAGAACCCUGGACAAUUGGAAACAGAGACUUGUGGGGUAAUGAUGUUUUCCUGGUGGCUGUGCAUGAGCUGGGUCAUGCAUUGGGUAUGGAGCAUUCAAAUGACCCCUCUGCCAUCAUGGCACCUUUUUAUCAAUGGAUGGACACAGAAAACUUUGAGCUUCCUGAGGAUGAUCGUCGUGGCAUUCAGCAGCUUUAUGGACCCGACCCUAACAGCCAUCCUCAACCUUCAGCUAGCCCCCACACUCCUUUCCAUAUCCCUCAUCCCACUGACACUCCACGCAAGCCAGAAGUACCUCACUUUGGCCCAGAUAUCUGUGAAGGUCACUUUGACACCAUUGCGAUUCUAAGAGGAGAAAUGUUUAUUUUCAAGAAUAAAUGGUUUUGGCGUAUUCGUAAUCACCGGGUUAUGGAAAAUUAUCCACUGCCAAUUGGACAUGUCUGGAGAGGUCUACCUACCUCAAUUGAUGCUGCCUAUGAGAGAGAGGAUGGCAAAUUUGUCUUUUUCAAAGGUGACCGACAUUGGGUGUUCAAUGAAGCAAAUUUGGAGCCAGGCUACCCAAAGCCACUGAGAGCAAUGGGCAGAGGCCUCCCACAGGACAGAAUUGAUGCUGCCCUUUUUUAUACACCUACAGGCAACACCUACUUCUUUAGAGGAAAUAAAUAUUAUCGAUAUAAUGAAGAGUUACGGUCAGUGGAUCCGGGCUACCCUAAACCUUGUAAUAAGUGGCAGGGUGUCCCUGAUGACAUCAAAGCCGCUUUCAUGAGCCGAGACCAAAGUUUCACAUAUUUCUACAAAGCCAAUAAAUAUUGGAAGUUCAACAACCAGUUGAUGAGAGUAGAGCCUGGAUACCCCAAAUUUGCCUUAAGUGAAUGGAUUGACUGUCCAGAUGAGGAACUUAAGACAGGCAAAGAUCGAGCAAGUGGUGGUAGUGAUGACAAAGGUGGCAGUAACCAUGACAAAGAGAAUAACGAAGAUGAGGACAAAUCUGAGAAAACAGAAGUCAUUAUCAUUGAGGUGGACAACACUCCUGGUGAUGGAAGUGGAAUGGCACCAGUAGUGGUGCCGCUUAUGCUGCUAGUUUGUUUAAUUUGCACGCUAGGAGCCUUGCUCUUUUUCCGCAAGUAUGGCACUCCACGUCAUCUACUCUACUGUCAGCGUUCCCUACUAGACAAGGUGUAGAGAGGUGAAGAUAUAUGAAGAGGAGAGGAGGAUGAAGAUAAAGCUACCGGAAGUAUGGUAUAUAUUAUUUCCAUGCUUUGGUUGUAUCGCAAAAUAUGAUAAAGAAAAUGGGGUUGGGAUAUUUAUCUGCAUAUAAGAAUUAGAUAGACCAUAGCCCUUCUUGUUUCUGGCCACAAGAACCACACUACUUAAUAUCCUAUGUAGACCUAUGAUAGAGUGCAAGUAUAGCACUUUUGAAGACACAGAGCAGUACAUGUUUAUUAUAGUACAGUCCAAGUUGCCAUAAAUUCUAUGCACAGAAAUGUACUAUUAAAUAGUGUAAGAGUGUAGAGAUUGUGCAGGGAUCUUCUGCAUGUAAAUUGACUUCAAUUUUGCAACUACUAAGCACUGAAAAAAACCCCAGAAUAUCAAAAAAAUUGUGGAAGUGACAUUCCACUUUAUCAAGGGGAAAGGUCCAUAUUCAAAAAAUCUUACUUAUGUUUGACUUACACUAUAUUGCCAAAACUUUUCAUGGUUUGGCAAUAUAGUGUAUAUAAGUUAAAAUAAAUGUCUCUGCCAUCUUGGGAAUACUUCUAUGAAUCAGAACAAUUUCUGUGAUUGAGAGUGACUAGUCCUAUAAAUGGACUUAUCGCUCUUGUCCCCACUACAAAGUCUCAAAAAAAAAAAAAACCAGCCAUAAUUUUGAGGAAAGCUUGGACCAAAUGGGGUAUAUUGAAGAGUGUAAGUGUCUGUGUUUAAUGAUGUUAUCUCACAUACAAUGCUUCUCAGCAUGUGUCACUGCUUCAUGCUCAUGAAAUUUUCUUUGUACGUUCUCAUUUAACAGCCAUGGUUGACCAUAUGCUCUGUAUUAAAGAUAUUAUUUAAUCGCAAUUCAAUGGACGCAAGAAAAACUGAUGUAAAGUACUAGAUUUGAAAUUCUAAUCUAGUUAGUUAAAAACCUAAUUCAUUGUUUUUAUUACUUUUUAUUUUUAUUGACUGACAACCUUGCUCACAGUACAUGAAGGUUUUUUAUACUAAUGGGAGAUGCACUGUGCAAUUUUAGCCUUAAACGCAGCUUUACUGAGCUCCAAAAUAAAAAUAUUUUACAAAAUUUCCGUAGAAGCAAAAGAAAUAUGCUUUUCUAAGCUGAUGCUUAAUAGAUCCCAUUAUGACCAUGCUUUGCAAAGGGAAGAACACCUCUGCUGGGACGCAAAUGAUUUAAUUUAUUUAAAAUUUUUUAAAACUCAUACAUUCAUUGCAUGUGUUUUUUAACUGAUUGUUCUCAUUAUUAAAAGUCCAGCACAUUUUCAGCUUUAUAGAUGAUAGAUAUCCAAUAUAUGAGUGGACAGCAUUGCACCGUUCUCCCGCAUUUUGCCUUUUUGUUCAAAAUGUGAGGUGCCAUCUUGCAAAAAAUUGGAACCAGAGUAUUUACAGUAAUAAACCUUGGAUCUAGAGCAUGCUCAUUAGAUAUGGCCAGAUACGCAGUGGGUCUGCUUAUAUGUAUGUGCACAUCCACAGUUAAUUACCCAAAGUGCAACAGCUAACUAAAAUGGCAACCACAGCAGUAUUAAUAUACUGUAUACACUGCUUAAAAAAUUAUGGGAACACUUAAAUUAUACAUUGUAUUUUGAUGAAUGAAAUCUUUAAGUUUACUUAUAUAGAUAAUGUCAUUUGUUGAGAACAAAUUUAUGUGACAGUGGUCAAUGGAAUGCAAAAUAAUCAACCCAUUGAGGGAAGGAUUCAAAAUUAAAACAAAAAACCAAAGUAAAAAAUUUAAAUGACAGGCUGAUCCAACUUGCGUGAAUGUUAUCAUAAUUUAAAACAGCAACUCAUAAUGUAAUGUCAGUAGUGCGUAUGGUCCCCAUAUGCCUGCAUGCGAUCCCAACAAUGCAGAUGGUGCUCCUCCCAGACCUGUAUCACAGCAUCAGUGAGUGUCUGUGGCUGCUACUUGAAGGCUUCAGAUGCUCCGAUACAUAAUGUACUAGAGGUUAUUAAUUGGAUUCAGGACUAGGGAACGAGCAUUAUCCAGAACAUCAUUCAGUGAGCUCCUGGACAAUCUCUGCUGCUACUUGGUGGCUUUAGUUGUGCCGAACCAUAAUGCCCCAGAGGUUCUUAGUUAGAUUCAGGUCUGGGGAACCAGCAUCAUCCCUACACAUUACACACAAUGGCUCUGAGGAUUUCAUCCUGGUAUCUUACAGCAGUAAAGGUACCAUUGGCUAGCACACGGAGGUCUGUGUGACUCUCUAAGGCUAUUCCUCCCCAGACCAUCGGCGACCCACCACUAAACCAUGCUGGAUGCUGUGGCAUCUUCAGACAUUUUCAUGUCUGUCACAUCCAGCUGCUGGGUUGUUGCCCUUCUAUGGCCCUGUUAAGCUCUCCUCAUGUGACAGCCCAUCUCCUGGUAUCUCCUCAAUGCACUUGAAACUGUGCUGGGAGACACCAGAUGUCCUUGCGACUGCAUAUAUGGAUGUGCAUCCUGGGGGCAGUGCAACCUAAAAGUAAUGAAAAGCACCUUAACAAAACUAGAGACAAAUCUUGAAAGAUAAGAAAAAACUAAUUAUCUGUAGCCAUCACUUGCAAAACCAUUCCCUUUUUGGUGGUUUUCUUGUUGUUGCCUCUCAAGUAUACCUGUUUCAUUUACCUCAAAGCAAGUGAAACUGAUUCAUAAGUAUUCUCUUAUGCUUCAGGACAGAUUGAAAUACUUUGAUGGUCAAGUGUUCACUUAAUUCUUUUGAUAUAAAGUAUUUAUCAUUUUAAAAUAAGUGAAGAUACACAUAAUUGUAUUCAGUAAUGCAUGUGUCUUUAGACAAAAAAAAAAAAAGCCUACUUAAAUAUUUACUGCAUGCAAAGAAAUUAUAAUUCAACAGUAUUUUUACCUGAUGGUAUUAGUCCCAAAAUCUCAGCAAUUUGUCCCCAAUUUUUGCAGCACUAAUAAUUAACACAGACUUGCACCAAACCGAAAAUUUUAGUUUUGCAGUUUCUAGGUGGAAAUUUGCUUGCAGUUAUUUUCAAGCCAGUACUAUUACCCGACAUAGUCAAAACUUGAUUAUGAUAAAUAAUUUCUCAUUGCCAAUAAUCAAGUUCAAUAUAGAUGUUAUAUUUAUGAGACAUGAUAAUUGCAAUGUUUUUGUCAUAUUUACUGCAUAAAUAAAACCACUAACAUUUAAGAAGUUAUUGUAUGUUGUAAUAAAUGGCCUACAAUUUGUUUAGUUGAUCAUCUUUUUUUUUCUUUAACUUUCUUACCCUUGUAAAAGGUAAAGGUCUGACAUAUCUUCUCCUGGUAUAUUCAUUGAUGCCACCCAGUCCUUUUUUCCUUUUUUUAUGCCCUAAUGUAAUUGUCAUUAUUUCUCUGUCUUAUUAUUAGUUCUAGAUCUACUAUAUUUUGUACAUGUGGAAUGUUGAGAUGCUUACUGUUUACAGGAUGGCUUUCUUACCGCUACAUCUCUUGAUAAUUGAUUUAAUUUUCAUUGAUUUUCUAACAAACAUAGCUUAAACUCUCACAUAUACAUAGCAUUCAGGGUUAACUUGACCUAAAUGAGUAUACUGUGUGAGUAAACUAUCUUUUUACUAAUAGUCUUUAAUAUUGUAUAAUGUCUUAUAAUAAUACGAUUAUUGUUGAUUAUAAUGAUGUCAUUAUUUCUUGUACUAACAUUCUUCUAAUUGAAAUUAAUGUGUUUUACUAACAUUGACAAUAGUAUGUCCUGCUGGGCAGGCAAAACACAUGCAGUGACCUUCAUUUUUGAAUUUCUGAAUGUAAGAAAAUAAAUAAAUUAAAGACAAAUGAAAUA